AUGCGCCUUCCCUACGCCCCGUCAACCCCUCCUCCAGACUCCCCCUCCUCCGUGGCCGAGAUCUACGCCCGCAUCGCCGCCCGGCGGAAACCGCGCCCUCUCAUCCCUCUCGACCUGACGCUCUUGCACUCCCCACCCGUGGCGAGCGGGUACAACGCCUUCGUCGGCGCUCUACGGACGGAGACCAUCGUGCCGCAGGCCCUUCUCGAGCUCGCCAUCUCCCGCGUCGCGAUCCUCACGGGCGCCGUGUACGAGUGGAACAUCCACGCCGCGCUGGCGCUGAAGGCGGGGGUGGCGCCUCAUCCGUUGGAGGUCGCCCGCGCGACGCCCAAGGGGGAGGUGGGAGAGAAGUCGAGCCUCAGUGAGAAAGAGGUGGCCGUCCUACGAUACACGGACGAAGCCACCGUCGACGUCAAGGUGCAGGACGCCACCUUUGAGGCCCUCAAGACGUAUUUCAACGACCGCGAGAUCUUGGAGCUGGCCACCGUCGUGGCGGGGUAUAAUGCCGUUAGUAGGAUACUUGUGCCGCUGGACGUGGGCGAGAACAAUGACAAGCCCAUGAAGACGGUGGACGAGUUGGUCGCGGCGAUGACUUGA
Cladophialophora yegresii CBS 114405 is the source of this 597-nucleotide messenger RNA. RefSeq lists its product as uncharacterized. Lineage: Eukaryota; Fungi; Ascomycota; Eurotiomycetes; Chaetothyriales; Herpotrichiellaceae. Bases 1 to 597 code for a protein of 198 amino acids. The record is from RefSeq and is a predicted model, not a curated record. Gene Ontology annotation, molecular function: peroxiredoxin activity. The transcript has a single exon.